Messenger RNA from Adineta ricciae, 2427 nucleotides. Lineage: Eukaryota; Metazoa; Rotifera; Eurotatoria; Adinetida; Adinetidae. The record is from the annotation of a GenBank genome assembly.
AUGAAUUCCGAGAAGCGCCAGACUAUUGAGUCCUACUUCAUUUCUUCGCAUAAAAAAUCGCGCACUGAUGAACAACAAACAGAUUCAACUAUAGUUAUCCCUUCCUCACUGUCGAUACCCGAAUUUCAACAGCCUACAACUGCCACCGCUGUUUCAUGUUCCGAAGAUCAAACAACUUCUGAUUCUAUUUCUGACACGUCGUCUUCGUCUCUCGCCAACUCCGUUGGUUUAAACGAGAGCUUCGAAGCAACAUCUAUUCCAAAUGAUAUUAGUAAAUCAUCGUUCGAUCCUCCGGCUCAACCAAAACUAGGGACUUAUCCAGUUAAUCAACAAAAACGAUCCUUUCAAUCUGCUUGGUAUACUGAUAGACAAUGGCUGGAAUAUUCUGUUGAAAAUAAUUCAUGUUUCUGUUACUAUUGUCGACAUUUUUCUUGGAAUAAAUUAGCUGUACGUGAUGCUUUUUCAACAUCUGGUUUUAAUAAUUGGAAGAAAGCGCUGGACAAUCGUGCUGGCUUAAUCAAACAUGCAUCAUCUUCAUCUCAUUUAACUGCAACAAAAAACUAUCUAUCGUAUAAACAACGAGAAGAAACUUGUUCCAAUAUUGUUCAGAAGUUAGAUUCUGGUCGCACGAUUCGAAUUCGAAAAAAUCGCGAUCGUCUCACCAAGAUUUGCUCAACUCUACUGGUCUUAUCGCGUCAAAUGAUUGGUCUGAGAGGACACGUCGAGAACGAGCGGAGUUCCAAUCGGGGUAAUUUCUUGGAGAUUCUUCAUUGGGCGGCGAAAACUGAUCCAAUUGUCCAAUCAAUUUUUGAAGAUUCCACAAGCAAUGCUACUUACUUGAGUCAUGAUAUUCAAAAUGAACUGAUCCACAUCAUGGGUAAUCAAAUUCGCGAAAAAGUUUCGUCAAUGGUGAAUGGCUGUAUGUAUGCAUUAAUGGCUGAUGAGUGCCGCGACAUAAGCGGUCACCAGCAACUAUCCAUUGUAAUUCGUUUCGUUCGUGAUUUGAAUGAUCGCAUGGCGAGCAGCACAGACGUAGUGAAAGAAUAUUUUCUUGGUUUCGUUCCAUUGGAAGCAUUUGACGCCGCAACACUGGCACAAAAUAUUGUUGAAUUUUUGAAACAAUUGAAUAUUCCUUUGCAGUCGUGUAUCUGUCUUUGCUUCGACGGUGCAUCGGUGACGUCAGGUUGUCAUGCUGGGGUUCAUGUGCAUCUGAGAAAAUUUAUGCCAAAGGCCGUGUAUGUUCACUGCUCGGCUCAUCGACUUAAUUUAGUUAUUAGUGACACCUGCAAGGCAGUUUAUUACAUGUUGGAUUACUUUUCGAUCGUUGUUAACAUCUACUCAUUCUUCACCGAAUCUGGUGUGACUAAUGCAUACUUUAAGAAGGCGCAAAAGGAAUUAGGAUUAAUUCAAUCGUCGACACUUAAGUUAUGGGCCUGGACAAGAUGGGAUUCUCGCUGGCAAGCUAUUGAUUCUAUGAUUGACAAUUUUCCGGCAAUUCUCAGAGCACUUGAUGAUGUUAGCGAAGAAAGUAGUGGUGCGAGAUCGAUCAACGCGGGUGGGUUGUUAGUUCAUGUGAAAAGGUCAAUCUUUAUCAUUACUUCAUUCAUUCUUCAUCGAUUGUUCGGUUUAAUCAAAGUCUUGAGUGAUCAUUUGAAAAGUUCUUCUGUUGAUUAUGUUCGUGGCGAGCAUUUGAUCAAGUCGAUUAUAAAACAAAUUGAAGAUCUUCGCAAUGAACAAUCCUUUGGAGAAAUUUAUGCAAAAGCAAAAGACUUUUGUGACGCGAACAACGUUGACUUGCUCCAGCAGUAUCGAUCUCGCCGAGUGACAGCAGUACCAGCCAGGUUUGAAGCGUUUGUUAUCGACUCAACGCUCGGACAGCGCGAAGUCUUAUCGUCAUCCACAGACUUCAUGAAUCGAAUUUAUUUUCCAUUGAUUGACUGUAUGUUAGUUGAAUUGAAUGAUAGGUUUUCGUCGCAGACGCUGUCACUUAUGAAAAGUAUUUCUACGGUGUAUCCAGAGAGCGGUAAUUUCCUCGAUACAAAUGAUAUCAAUGAAUUUAGCCAGCAUACUGAUGCCGAUGCUAAUGCACUAAGAAAUGAAUUUCUUGUCAUCAAGCCUAUGCUUCAAUCAAAAUCAAUUACAGACGUGAUCAGCUUCCUGAAUGAAUUGAUUCCAUUAUCAGGAGCGUUUCCGCAAACUCUACGAAUGAUUAAAAAUGCCAUAACCAUGCCAAUUUCCCAAGUGACAUGCGAGAGAUCCUUCUCGAAAAUGAAAAUCAUUAAAAACUAUCUUCGCAAUUCCAUGACCGAUCAACGGUUGAGCGAUUUAGCAGUAUUGGCCGUAGAACGUGAUUUUGAAAUAGAUUUUGAACGAGUGAUAGAUAAGUUUUCGAUCAACCAUAAAAACAGUAGAAUACUGCUGCAUUAA